This is a messenger RNA of Liolophura sinensis, 1190 nucleotides long. Its product is annotated as ribosome biogenesis protein BRX1 homolog. Gene Ontology annotation, molecular function: rRNA binding. The coding region runs from base 1 to 924 and encodes 307 amino acids. Lineage: Eukaryota; Metazoa; Mollusca; Polyplacophora; Chitonida; Chitonidae. Gene Ontology annotation, cellular component: nucleolus. Gene Ontology annotation, biological process: ribosomal large subunit assembly; rRNA processing. The transcript is spliced from 10 exons. The record is from RefSeq and is a predicted model, not a curated record.
AUGGUGAAACGUAAACGGGAAGCACGUGCUGCUGAGGAAAACAAGAAUGAAAUAAUUAUACCCGCUGUCGUAUCAUCGGAUGAACCACCAGCCAAGCAGACCAAAUGGGUGAACAAACAGCGUGUGUUGGUGUUCAGCUCCAGAGGGGUGUCCUACAGACUGAGACAUCUGAUGAAUGAUGUGCGCACCAUGAUGCCACAUUCCAAGUCAGACACAAAGAUGAACAGGAAAGACCAGCUGUUUGUUGUUAAUGAGCUUUGUGAGAUGAAGAAUUGUAACAAAUGCAUAUAUUUUGAAAUGAAGAAGAAGCAAGAUAUGUAUGUGUGGUUUUCAAAUGUGCCGAGGGGACCAUCUGCAAAAUUUUUGCUGGAAAAUGUGCACACUAUGAUGGAGCUGAAGAUGACGGGCAAUUGUCUGAAAGGAUCACGGCCAUUGUUGUCCUUUGAUAAGAAAUUUGAUUCCUCUGCCCACUGGAGCUUACUGAAGGAACUGUUUGUGCAGAUUUUCAGUACCCCUAACCAUCACCCAAAGAGCCAGCCAUUCAUUGACCGAGUCUUGUCUUUCUCCAUCAUGGAUAACAGAAUCUGGGUGAGGAAUUAUCAAAUACUGGCUGAAGAUGGCUCUCUGGCAGAAAUAGGUCCCAGGUUUGUGAUGAAUCUAGUGAGGAUAUUUGACGGCAGCUUUGGAGGAGCAACACUCUAUCAGAACCCACAUUAUGUCUCCCCAAAUCAGCAAAGGCAAAUUUUACGAAAACAAGUGGCUAAGAAGUACAUCAACAGAGUGGAAAGUAAAAAAUCUUUGCUAUCCAGACGCAAGGAUUUUGAUCAGACUUAUAAACUGGACCCUACAGACGACGUGUUCUUGACAAUCAAACCUGAGGAUGCCACAGGCCCUGCCAAAAACACAUUCUACAGAAACUCCUGAUAAAACCUGUAACCUUUGGAAAUGUGACCUUAAGUUACCAGGGUGUACAUGUACAAAUACGUAGGGUCAAAGGUCAGCUGGCUGUUCCUGUGCGAGUCAAAGGUCAGUUGAAUGUACAGAUGUGGGUUAGCAGAGUUCAACUAUGCUGGUGUCAAAGGUCAUUUGGAUGAAGAGGAUGGGAGUUGGUCUGGAUGUGCGCGAUGUCGAGUCACCGAGAUGCUCUUUUUUGCGUGGGUUAAAAGUCAUAUGAAUGUGAAUAAGCUGGC